Molecule: messenger RNA, 6243 nt
Organism: Lytechinus pictus (painted urchin)
Lineage: Eukaryota; Metazoa; Echinodermata; Echinoidea; Temnopleuroida; Toxopneustidae
Exons: 42
Coding region: 1-6243 (2080 amino acids)
Biological process (GO): cell adhesion
Cellular component (GO): extracellular region; membrane
Molecular function (GO): calcium ion binding
Source: RefSeq, a predicted model, not a curated record
AUGGCGGUAUAUGGUGGUGAAGGCGAUGGUUGGAUGCCAGAACCGUCUCCUGACGACAGCAAUCCUUGGAUUCAAGCAGAUAUUGGUGUCCUGCGUGACAUCAUAGGUGUACAAUUACAAGGGAAUGCUGAUGAUGAUAACUGGGUUACAACAUACAGAGUCAGAUUGAGCAUUAAUGGCUCUGUAUGGAAGGACGGUGUCAACAUCAAGGGGUCAGAGAUUUUCCAUGGCAAUCGAGACAGAGACUUGAUCGUCACCAACUACUUCAUACAACCGGUCCAAACCAGAUAUGUCAGGAUCUAUCCACAAACGUGGCAUGGGGAUAUUAGUUUCCGGUUCGAGCUGCUUGGCCUGACUAAGAUACCUCUGAGUGAGGUUCUUGAUGCUGAGAAACCACUGACGUUUUAUCCUCUCGGGAUGGUGAAUGGAGAUAUAGAGGAUUCUCAGCUUACGGCAAAAAAUUGUUGGGAUAACGAACAAUGUGCACCUAGCGCUCGCCUUCAUAGUAGACACCCCGGACAUCCUGGACCACCUUAUGGCGGAGGAUGGGCGUCUGGAGACCGAAAAAACCCCUGGAUACAAGCAGACUUAAAGGCAAACUUCUUGGUGAUCGGCCUGAUGACGCAAGGCAAGACUGAGUUUCGUGAACAAUGGGUGACAAGAUUCCGAGUAUUGCGGAGUUUUGACCAAUACCUAUGGCACGAUACUCUUGACAUACGCCGCCAGAUAGAAUUCCUUGGUAACUUCGACCAGAAUACAGUUGUCACAAACUAUUUCUACAGACCGGUACUUACUCGAUAUGUGAGAAUUGUCGUGAUGGCCCUACAAAGUCAUUCAGUGAUCAGAUUUGAGUUGAUUGGACGAGAUAUCAGACCGGGAAGGAAGCGCUUUCCAAGAGAUUCAAGAGAAUGCUAUAGCUCUACCGAUAUGUCUGAUUAUAGAGGGUCUGUGAAUCAGACUAUCUCAGGCCGCACCUGUCAGAAGUGGACCUCCUUUGAACCUCAUGACCACUUCCGUACAGCGGCCAGGUACCCAAUGAGGGGUGUUGGAGAUCACAAUUACUGUAGAAAUCCUGAUGGUGAGCCCUUUGCAUGGUGCUAUACGACAAAUCCCCAUGUACGAUGGGAAGAAUGCAGUAUUCCGCUCCGUCAAGAUACGUGCGGCGAAGAGCACGAAAAGCCCAAAUGGGAAGAGUGCUUUACAGACAGCGAGGGGAGAGAUUACAGGGGAUUCAUCAACACGACAAAAAACGGCAAAGAGUGCCAGCGGUGGGAUCGAACAUCGCCGCACCAUCACACAAAAGUGAGUCAAUACCCGGAUGCAGGGCUGGUGGAGAACUACUGCCGGAACCCGGAUUCAGGGGAUUCGACAGCCUGGUGUUACACCACCAAUCCAAACACGAGGUUUGAAGAAUGCCGACUCUUGCCAAAUCAAUCUUCAUGCGUCAAUGUGUCAGCUGAAUUUGUCUGCAAUUUGACAAGACGCUUGGAGAAUUACGGUGGAGUGGUGAAUUGGACUGUCAGCGGUAGGGUAUGCCAGUAUUGGUCAUCGCAAUUCCCCCACGAGCAUCCCUAUACAUCUCAUGAGGGCGACCACAACAAUUGUUCGAAUAUCGGCAUGCGUGUUACCCCGUGGUGUUACACAACGGACCCUUUGGUUCCGUGGGAAUAUUGCCCGGUCGGCAUCUACCACCCUGCCUGCGUGAAAAACUCAAAAGCUACUUUUGAAAAAGUAGAAAGACCAGUGGUCACCUUGAAGCCAUAUUCAAACAAGGGAACUUGGCCGAAAUACGCAGAGGACUCCACAAAGGACUUCAGUGGAUUUCACUUUGAUUCGGUCGAUGGAGUCGAGUUUGUCCCCUGCAUAAAAGGUGAUGCUUGCGAUCCGGAUCCUUGUUUUAAUGGAGGAACUUGUAUGUUGAAUGAUACUUCAUACACAUGCCUGUGCUCAGGGGCAUGGACAGGAAGAAAUUGCACCCAGGAAUCCCCGAACCUCGAUAAUGCCGUAUGGUAUGGGAAAGGUAAUGUUACAGUCAUCACGAAUCUUAUCUUAGACCAUGAAGAAAAGCCUGCUUACCAAGUAAAACUAAGGUUUGACAAACUUUAUGAUCGAGACCAUCCAACCUUCCUAUUCAUUGAGGUUUAUGUGGACGAUGCUAAUGACCAAUGCCCAGUGUUCCCUGGAAACCACACCUUUUAUCCAGUCCCAGUAUUCCAACAAUACAUCGAAACUGUUUAUGCUUACGACAAUGAUCAAGGACAUAACGCCAUGAUAUCAUAUUAUUCAGAAGUAGCCCAUUCUGUCCAACGUGAUGAGCUACUGAGUAAUGUGACUGUCCGCCUAGCGGCUGUUGAUGGCGGUUUUCCCCGAAGAGGUAUGGUAAAAAACGUUACUCUAAUAGUGAGUGAGUCAUGUGUAUUUGACGCUGAUGAAGAGCGGACCCCUCUUCGGCUCACAACCGGCGUGGACACAGGAGAGAUCGGGGUGGCUGUCCCGAAAUAUUACUUCUACAAAUAUGUUUGUCUAUCUCCUCUUGGAAUGGAAUCGAGACUCAUCAGUGAGUUUCAUCUCGAUGCCUCUGAUGAUGGCCUGGAAGGUCACAGUGUGGACGGCGCAAGACUCAAUAGACUACCUACGCGGCUAUUUGGUUCAGGUUGGGUGCCAGGUAACUUCCCAUCGCGUCCGGGUGAAUGGAUGCAAGUAUCUAUGAAUGAAACCACUGUGUUAGCGGGAAUCAAAACGCAGGGUUCCAGUGAUAUACUGGCAUGGGUUGUAAACUUCACAUUGGCUGUCUCUAACAAUACAUUCUCAUGGAUGGAUAUCUUGGACGCAAACAAUAAGACCAGGGUAUUCAUUGGAAACUACGACCAGACCAGCACAGUGACAAACUACUUUGAUGAAGUAUACGCCAUAUAUUUGCGGAUUUAUCCUAUAUCGUGGCACAGCCGUAUUGGUUUGCGCUUCGAGCUGCUAGGGUGCAGGCCGUACAUGAAGUUUAAACAUCUGCUUGGUUGUAUGCGAUGCGAGACCACGUACUACUGCCCGGGUGACGGAUCACGUUCAACGUGUGGCCGAUGUGACCCGCCACGCGAUGAUUGCGAUCGCUCACCGGUGGAACACUCCUAUGGACACGCAACGCACUGCAGCCAUUGCCCAGAAGGACAUAUUUGCCACGAUGGAUAUGCAUAUAUAUGUCCACCAUAUACAUACGCAGUAUGCAAUGACACGUUCUGUAUUGAUGAAUGCAUCCAAUGUGAAGCUGGUACAGCAUGUUUUGAUGGAGUAAGGACAGAGUGCAGACCAGGUUUCUACUCGAUAGGAUAUGGACAAGAUGAGUGUCUCCCGUGUGAGGAUGGGUCGUACCAACCACUUCCAAAGCAAUCGUCAUGUGAGUGCUGUCCAAGUGGCUUCACAAGUUCCCUUGGCAAAUGGGAGUGUUCCCCUUGCCAGUUUAACCAGUAUUCAGAUGCUGACUGCCUCCCGUGCUCAUUAUGUUCAUCUGCAAGCGAAUGUCCCUGCAUGCUUCCUCCCGGGCCCUGCUUUAAGGGAGUGAAGUGCGUGAACACUGGAGGUGGUCAGUAUCGCUGCCUGGAUUGCCCGCUCGGUUACCGUGGUGACGGCGUGAACUGCGUGGAUAUCAAUGAGUGUACUGAGUCGGACCCCUGCUUUAGCUCCGAUGGAUGCACCAAUCUAGAGCCGGGAUACGUCUGUGAUAGAUGCCCAGCUGGUUACCAUGGAGAUAUCAUCCAUGGAUACGGCUUGAAUCAAACCCGAGACAACAGACAGGUAUGCACAGAUAUUAAUGAAUGCCUCACCGAUAAUGGCGGAUGUGAUGCAAAUGCAUACUGUAACAAUACUGAGGGGAGUUUCCAGUGUGGUGAAUGUUUACCUGGUUACCUUCAAGUUGGCAACAACGAAGUUAGGUGCAUGCUAGAAAUAGACCACUGUGCCUUGGGAACUCAUGAGUGUAACGAGCAUGCCAUCUGUCACUAUUUACGGCCGAAUCAUUAUUACUGUGAGUGUGAUGAGGACCAUGCAUGGGCUGGGAAUGGAUUGGUCUGCGGCCGUGAUCUCGACAUGGAUGGUCAGAUGGACUUGAAGAUGCGGUGCACCAAUACAUCGGAUAAAAACUGCCUCAGUGAUAACUGUCCUGGGUACCCAAACAGCGGACAGGAGGAUACUGACGGCGACCUGACCGGAGACAUCUGUGACAAUGAUUGGGACAACGAUAGAAUCUACAAUGAAAUUGACAACUGUCCCUAUGUAGCCAACUUUGAUCAGGCAGAUGUGGAUGGCGACGGUCAUGGUGAUGCUUGUGAUAAUUGCAUGACAAAGUCUAAUACAGGCCAGUUGGACAACGAUGGUGAUGGGGAGGGCAAUCAAUGUGAUAAAGAUGAUGACAACGAUGGUCUCAAGGACUGGAAGGACAACUGCAAGUUUGUCUACAAUCCUGAUCAAGAGGAUACAGAUGGGGACGACUUAGGUGAUGCCUGUGAUAACUGCCCCUUCGUUACCAACCCCGAUCAGGACGACUAUGACAAGGAUGGAUACGGUGAUGAGUGCGACAAUGGGGAGUCUGAUGUAGACGGUGACAGCGUACAUGAUUACGAUGACAACUGUAUUUUUGUCCCUAAUGCUGAACAGCUUGAUAUUGAUGGUGAUGGUGAAGGGGAUGCAUGUGAUGAGGAUAUUGACGGUGAUGGCAUUUUAAAUGAAGUCGAUAAUUGUCCACUGGUCCCAAAUGAUGAUCAAGUAGAUGAUAUCGAGAACUUUAUAGGAGAUGCUUGCGAGACUGAUUUUGAUGGAGAUGGUUUUGAUGACGAGGUUGAUAAUUGUCCGAAGAACCCUCGAUUGCACAGUUCUAAUUGGACCAAUGGGAUAGAUGCCAAUCUAAAUAACCCCACGCAAGGAGUUAAAUGGUUCUUCUCUGAUAAGGGAAGAGAGGUCCACGGCAAGAAAGAUAAAAAUGUUCCUGUGCUCCUGGUUAGCGACGAAAAAUUUGAGGACGUGAUCUACACGGGCACCAUGUACGUCAACGGUGAUGAGGAGACGGGGGAUAACAUGUGCAUUGGAUUGGUUUUCGGCUUCCACGAUAUCAGGCAAUUCUACUUGGUACAAUGGUGGAAGCAGUUCGGUUUCCAAACGGAAACAAAUCUUCCUGGAAUAGUCAUCAAGAGGAUAUUUGCUAAGGACCAUAGCGAUGACUUCCUUGCUGCUCUGUGGUCUUAUCAGACGUACACAGAUUAUUCCCAUGUGAUGUGGCAAGACAGAGACCUCAAAACUUGGAACUACACGACACCUUAUAGAUGGAAAAUCUUACACACACCAUCCAUUGGAAAGUUCAGGGUCCAGAUAUUCACCGUUGAUGGUCUGCUAACCGAUUCAGGUGAUAUAUAUGACAUCAUGUAUCUUGGGGGUCGUCUGGGUAUAUUCAUGAACCACCAAGACGGUGUCCUCUGGUCAAAUAUGGAAUACAAGUGUCUUGGCAGAUUGAACAAGGCUCUCGUGCUUGAUGGGAAUACCACUUAUAUCGAUAUCGGAGAGGUACAAUCAAUCCACGUGACCGCACAUUUCUUUAUUGAGAUGUGGUGUUUCAUAGAUCCAGUAUCAGAUGAAGAGAUUUUCCCCUUGUUGAGUACAACAGAUGGAUCAUUCGAAUUUUACAUUCAGAAUUCAACACUCUUUGGAAAAUACAGAGACGCAUUUACCAAUAUGACUAGGAAUCUUACAGGCGGGUGGAGGCAUGUGGCUAUUAGUGCUUCUAUAGGAGGGAAGCUCACAAUUUACAUUGAAGGGGAAUAUUCACCACCGACUCCAGAUGCUAUCAUCAGUGCUCAUAACCAAUGGCCUCCUGGCUCUCAUCUGUACCUCGGCAAAGGAGCCUCAGGUGAACUCUUCAGAGGAAAAAUUGAUGAGUUGAGGAUAUUUCAGUUUGCCUUUAAUUCUCACGUCGGAGAUACUUUUUUCCGUGAUUUUGAAUUCUGGAGAAACAGUGGCUACUUUGUCCUGCAGUACUCAAUGGAUGAGCAGUCAAAUGUUUUCCUGUUGUCUGCUCCAGACCUCCGACCGUCUGCUUCAGACCAGCAACCAUCCGCUUCAGACCAACCUGUCUGCUCCGGACCACCAGCCGUCUACUCCAGACUCCGAACCGUCCGCCUCCAGACCAACCAGACUACCAAAAGAGCAAGCCCUGGUAUAGUCUCUUGCUGGCGUGCAAAAGACCCAACACACAAGGAAAUCUAA